Molecule: messenger RNA, 571 nt
Organism: Melitaea cinxia (Glanville fritillary)
Lineage: Eukaryota; Metazoa; Arthropoda; Insecta; Lepidoptera; Nymphalidae
Exons: 3
Coding region: 110-571 (153 amino acids)
Source: RefSeq, a predicted model, not a curated record
CGUGACUAAUUGGUAGCACUGUUUCCUCAGUCGCCAUCUUACUUUCAGUUUGAUAGCUUGCUGUUUGUGUGCUCUUUUGGUUUAUAAUAAGUUAAUCUGAGUGUUAAAAAUGCCGAAGGUGGUAAAAAGUGUUAAAAGACAAACUAUUCUUCAAGUUUACGCAUUUUGUGAGAAAGAAAAGACUGAGAACAAGCUGAUUAUUCCAUUGCAACAAGUUCGUGCCCGAGUUGCCGCCAUGACCGAUGUAUCCGAAUCUACUGUGACCAGGAUUUUGAGACAAGAAAGAGAGUCCAGUUCUGUUUCGGGUGUGCCUGGUCCGUCAAAAGUAACGACACCAGGAAAGACGCGACCAAAUCGCGAUAAGAAGAUCAAGAUUGAUGACUUCGAUGCUAGUGCAAUUCGACAAAAAAUUAUGUCAUUUUACGCUAUAAGAAAAGAAAUCCCUACAUUAAACAAAUUACUUGUCGAAUUACGAGAGGAAAUAAAUUUUGAAGUGUGCAAAAAUGUUGGCAGUCAGAGUCUGAAGAAGGUGCAUUGGUCAGAGAUUAUGGUAUGGGUAGGCGAUGGAUAA